GUAAUAUCGAAGAAUUUCAACCCAAUAUGCAGCAUUUUGUACGUUUGAGGAUGUUAAAGCUCGAUGGUUGUAAACAACUUAAGAGUACACCAGACUUUACUGGGGCACAAAGUCUUCAGGAAAUAUCCUUCUUUGGUUGUUUAAAUUUGGCGAAUGUGCACUCAUCAAUUGGAAGUUUGGAAAAGCUUGUUAGGUUAAAUUUGAGGAAAUGCAAGAAAUUGAAGGUGCUUCCAACUAGCAUUUGCAAGUUAAAAUCUCUUGAGGAGUUACUUUUAUGUGGUUGCAAGAAUCUGAGGGAGCUUCCAAUUGACAUUGGAAAAUUAGAGCAACUAAGACAAUUACGAGCUCAAGAGACUGGUAUCUCACAUUUACCCUUUUCUUUGGGAUGUUUGAGAAACCUAGAGUACCUGCGGCUGGGAAAUCUUGUGGGUUCAGUAGCUGUUGAUUUUUUACCAUCUUCAGCUGCGAAUUUAUGCUCAUUGGACAGUCUGACAGUGAAUUUCAACAAAUUGCAGCAAGUAGUUAUAAAUUUUCCAAUUGCUCUUUGGAGUUUGACCUCAUUGAGAAAUUUAAGUUUAGAAGGAAUUCGGCAUCUUGAAAGCCCAUUGUUGGACCUUUCUCAUCUCUCCAAUUUGAAAGGGCUCUAUCUCAAGGAUUUACAAAAUCUUAGAGCACUUUUAAAACUUCCACCUAGUUUGAUAAUUUGUCAUGUAGUAAAUUGUGAGUCAUUAGAAAAAAUAUCAGAUAUAUCAAACUUGAGAAGUCUUUACGAGUUGAAUAUUGUGGAGUGCAAAAGUUUGAUUGAGUUUUCAGGCUUAGAGAGUCUUAAAUACUUAACAUCACUUGCGAUAGGACAGCUCAAUGCUAUGCAUGAAUGCUUACAAAUCUCUCUUGAGCUUUCAAUAUUGAAGAGCCUUACAUAUGUUGAGAUAAGAAAGUGCAGUGCUUUGAGGAUUCCUUCCAUUGAAAAUUGGUUCCAGGCACAUUGUAAAGGUAAUACUGUCCCGAUUUCGCUUGAUGUCAUCGGACAAGAUUAUGUAUGUUGCAGUAUUCCAAGACUUUAUUUGAGGCAUACGUCAUCCUUGGAAAUCGUGAACAAUGUUUUUGGUUGUAAUGUUGAGUUUGAUGGAGUUGGAGUUAGUGUGAGAAGCAAAACCACUGGUGCUUGGAUCGUAAAGGAACCUCCGAAACAUAUUAAUAUUAAUGAGUUUGAAAAAAUUGAAUUUGAGGUGGGAACAAGGAUUGGAGAAGUAUUGGAGGUGUAUGCUCAUUUGUAUCUUCUGCAGAUGGAGAAGAUGCUGCUUUGUUUAUUUGAAAUACAUAGAAACGAAGAUGGAGAAGUGCGUUUCUUUCCAUCCACAAGAGACUUGGAAGAAAUUGAUGAUGGAACAACAGACAAUGUCGAUGGAUGUUUGGGUAGUUCACGUCAAAAUGAAAAUAGAUUAAUGAUAGAAGAAGGGCAGAAUGGUUGGAGCAGGAGCAGCAUUGUUUGGGAGUUUAUCCUAAAGUGUUUUUGUUGGGAUGAACAAGGAAGAUGAACAUUAUUAGUACGUACACCUACUUUGAGGAUUCCUUCAAUUCGAUCAAUUAUAUUGAAAAGCACGCAGGUUCUGAAGAAUGAAGAUGAUAGUUUACAGAUUUGCUUCAGCUGGGCUUGGGGUCCGGCCCUUUAUACUACAAUUUUCCAAUACCUUUGGGGUAUGCAUGGCAUGAACAAACAAGGCUUUCCAUCCACAAGGGGAUGGAUUCCUCCAUCCAUGUUCAUGAACCCCAUAAACACGAUCUUCAUCCCCUUAGCCGCGCACACCUAGUUCUUUGCCGUCAAAGUCGCUCGUCGCUACGCCAGGCUCUGGUGUCUAUACUUCUAUUACUCAAAUCUUAAACCCUAAUCCCUAAAUUCCUAAUUUCAUUUAUCCCUAAAUCAUAAUUUCAUUAAGCCCUAAAUUCUUAAGAUAAAGGUUAGUGAAUAGUGAAUAACACCUUCCUAUAUGUUUUUCAUAUAAAUUCUUUUAACCUUCCAACCCCAUAGGUUAAUGAAUUUCUUGCUGGUGCUGGUACUGAUGCCCAUGAUGUUGAUGAGGAAAA
Molecule: messenger RNA, 2085 nt
Organism: Ipomoea triloba (trilobed morning glory)
Lineage: Eukaryota; Viridiplantae; Streptophyta; Magnoliopsida; Solanales; Convolvulaceae
Product: disease resistance protein RPP4-like
Exons: 6
Coding region: 27-1538 (503 amino acids)
Source: RefSeq, a predicted model, not a curated record